Molecule: messenger RNA, 2329 nt
Organism: Ananas comosus (pineapple)
Lineage: Eukaryota; Viridiplantae; Streptophyta; Magnoliopsida; Poales; Bromeliaceae
Exons: 1
Coding region: 227-1624 (465 amino acids)
Source: RefSeq, a predicted model, not a curated record
CCCACUCAUUUACUCCCUUCUCCACUCAGCACCUCCUCCCCAUUUCCCAACAUCAAUUCUUCCAACCGGCGCUGCUGCGCACUGGUUUAUCCUAAUCCUACAGCAGUGCAACGCGGCGGCGGCGGCGGCGGCGGCAGCAGCAGCAGCAAAACUGCUGCAGAAUUAAUUGGCCGGAGAAAACAAACAAACAAACAAACAAACAAACAAACAAUCCCCUCAAAUUGAGAUGGCCCCAUCCCUCCCCUCCUCUCUCGAUUCCUCCUCCGGCUCUGCCGUCGCUGUCGUUACAGUUCUAUCCAAAUGCACCGUCUAUCCGGACGCCGCGUCGGUGCUGGGCGAUCUGAAGCUGUCGGUCUCCGACCUGCCGAUGCUGUCGUGCCACUACAUCCAGAAGGGCCUCUUCUUUUCUCGCCCUCCGAUCCCCAUUGCCGCCCUCUUGUCCCUCCUCAAAACCUCCCUCUCCCGCGCGCUCUCCCUCGUCCCGGCCCUCGCGGGCCGCCUCGUCACCCUCCCCGACGGCCGAAUUGUGAUCUCCUGCGACGGCUCCGGCGUCGAAUUCUCGCACGCCGCCGCCCCAUCGCUCACGCUCUCGUCGCUCCUCCCUCCCUCCUCCGACGUGCCGCUGCCGGUGAGAUCGCUCUUCCCCUGCGAGGGCGUGAUCAGCUUCGACGGGCAUUUCCGGCCCCUGGCGGCGUUCCAGCUCACCGAGCUCGGCGACGGCGCCGUCUUCGUCGGCUGCGGCGUCAACCACGCCGUGGUGGACGGGACCUCCCUCUGGAGCUUCUUCAACGCCUGGGCCGAGCUCUGCCGCGGCGGCGCGCCCGAGCCGCCCGAAUUCCGCCGCGACUUCUUCGGCGGCUCUCCGGCGGUCCUGCGCUUCCCCGGCGGCGCGGGCCCCGAGGUCACCUUCCCCGUGAACGCGCCGCUGCGGGAGCGCAUCUUCCACUUCGCCCGCGAGGCCGUCCAGGACCUCAAGGCGCGGGCCAACCGCCGCGCCGUCGUCAGGAAGCUGUGCUCCGACCGGCUCCGGGAGGCGGAGAUCUUCGGGAAGCUCGCCCACGACCCCAAGGCGACCUCGGAGGGGGCGGGGGCGGGGGCGGGGGCGGGGGCGGGAGGAGGCGAGGCGGGAGCCGUGACGACGUUCCGGAUGGCGGUGAACUGCCGCCACCGCGUGCGGCCGCGCGUGGCCGCGGAGUACUUCGGGAACGCGAUCCAGAGCGUGGCGACGCGGGCGAGCGUGGGGGAUGUGGCGUCCCGGGAGCUGCGGUGGGCGGCGGGGCUGCUGCACGCGAGCGUGGCCGCGCACGGGGACGCGGCGGUGCGGAAGGCCGUGGCCGAGUGGGAGGCGGCGCCGCGCUGCUUCCCCCUGGGCAACCCGGACGGGGCCGGGAUCACCAUGGGCAGCUCCCACCGCUUCCCCAUGUACGACGGGAACGACUUCGGGUGGGGCCGCCCCCUGGCGGUGCGCAGCGGCAAGGCCAACAAGUUCGACGGCAAGAUCUCGGCCUUCCCCGGCAGGGACGGCGAUGGGAGCGUCGACCUCGAGGUGUGCCUCGCGCCCGACACCAUGGCGGCGCUGCUCCAGGACCACGAGUUCAUGUCCUACGCCUCCGCCCACAAUUGACCAACCCAAGCGCCGCCGCCGCCGCCGCCUCCUUUCUUCUUCUUUCUUCUGCUUCUUUCUUCUUUCUUCUUCUUCUUCUCCGCGGCGGCUGUGGAUUUGCCUGUGUGAAAGGGACGUGAUGAGAUUUGGGCCUACCGCAGAAGAUAUAGAUAUAUAGAUAUUUAUAUAUGUAGUAGUGCUAGCUAGUGUAGCGGUCUAUCAAUAAAGAUGGGAGGCAGGAGACGAUGGCCGCCGUUGAAGGACCAAUGAUAAGUGUACGAGUAGGAGAGAAUCGAUAUUUACAGAGCUAGUUUUGUUAUUCGGAGCGGCAACAUUAGUUCUGGAAAUAUCAAUUUUCAAAGUAUCUAACCCCACAUAAUAAUGGCUGCGCUGGCAGUGUCGUGCUCUUCGACCUUCCAAAAGUCCCCUGCGAUUGUUAGAGGGCAGAAUUUGGAGGGAACUCGUAAAUCGAUAUUUCUAGGAUUUGGGAAGCUAGCUGGGAGGGAGGAUUAGUGCGUUGGGGAUGUAAAUAGCCCUCGUAUUUAACCCAUUAAUGAAGAACGGAGACGGAGAGAGGGUUGAGGGGCCUAAAGAGGGGCACAGCUGAUCUAGCUAGUGAAACUGACACUCCUGCCACUUACUUGUAUCCUUUAAUUUUGAUUUACAAGUUACUCUUCUGUUUCUUGCCUACUUUUCUUUUUAGUGAUGAUCUUCCCAUUCUUAUUA